This is a messenger RNA of Aethina tumida (small hive beetle), 640 nucleotides long. RefSeq lists its product as uncharacterized. Lineage: Eukaryota; Metazoa; Arthropoda; Insecta; Coleoptera; Nitidulidae. Bases 100 to 576 code for a protein of 158 amino acids. The transcript is spliced from 3 exons. The record is from RefSeq and is a predicted model, not a curated record.
GAUGAUAAGGAACCAUAUAAAAUCGAAAAUUCAGCCCUUUCCAGUCAUCAGUUCCUCUCUGCCUUUUGUGAAUAGACCAACUAAUACAAUAAGGUGAAAAUGCGUGGAAUUAUUGUUGUAUUGGCCAUGGUACUGGCAGUGACCCUCGCAAGGUACGUUAGGAGGCACCCAGCCGAUGUGGCAAUGACAAGAGCGAAGAUUCACCUGAAGAGGAACAUAAACGACCCCGAACUUUUCAAACAACUUGGCGAUUUCUUCCACAGGAUGCACUCCGCUUCGAUCAGAUGUAGUCCCGGACUUCUUGAUGAAGGUUGCAGCAAUGGAGGAAUACCCGGAUCUGGAACCGAUGCCGAUUGGAUUAAUAACUACGGACCAGGCAAAAGGUGCGUCAACAUCUUGAGUGAAAGUUGCGACAACGGCGGCAUUCCCGGAGCUGGUUCCGAUGACGAUUGGAUCCACGACAACUCUCCAGGCAAAAGGUGCGCAAACAUUCUCGACGAGGGAUGCAAUAAUGGUGGUGUUCCCGGAUCUGGAUCUGAUGCUGACUGGAUCAACAACAACUCACCCGGAAAAUAAUGAAAAAAUCCAAGAUAACACCAAUUAAUUAAUCACAUAUUAGCUCUGAAGACUCCCCAAUAAC